This is a messenger RNA of Penaeus monodon (black tiger shrimp), 2627 nucleotides long. Its product is annotated as BRCA1-associated RING domain protein 1-like. Lineage: Eukaryota; Metazoa; Arthropoda; Malacostraca; Decapoda; Penaeidae. Gene Ontology annotation, molecular function: protein binding. The coding region runs from base 258 to 1862 and encodes 534 amino acids. The record is from RefSeq and is a predicted model, not a curated record. The transcript has 9 exons.
ACCACCGCCUCGUCCCAAACACGGCGGGAGAGCCAAGUGUAAACAGCGCGAUGGACGUCCUCAAGCUCUUCGACUGGGAACAGAGUCGCGAGGCCAUCAAACAACUCGAAAAGCUGUUGGAAUGUAACAUCUGUGGUACAGUUGCUGCAAAUCCCCAGAGUUUAGGAAGAUGUGACCACUUUUUCUGUAGUUCGUGCGUGGGAAAGGUUGACAAUUGAAUUUGUCCAGUCUGCAAGAUUCCAUCCCCACCCUGUGAAAUGAAGCCUGAUCGCAUAAUAGCUGGCUUGGUCUCGUCUGCAAGGGAUUUGAAAUUCCUACUUGAUGGAGGAGAACUUAAUGGAAUAACUCCAGGUCUGGAGGCCCCCCCUACCCCCCCCACUAAAGCAACAGGGAGUGUCAAAACUGUGACUAGUCUCAGUGAAGUUAGUGAGGUAAAAUCCAAAAUUGGUAAUGGAACAGAUAAAAAGAAGACCAGUGAGCUAAAAAGUGAGAGUAACAAAGUUACAGAAAAUCAGCCAAAAGUCAGAAAAAAGCCAACUGAAGUGAAACCUGUAAAAAAAACAAAAACAUCUGCCAACCAGAAUACUUCAAAGAGUGGAUCAAGCAGCAAGAAUUCACCGCUGUCCCCUUCAGCUCAGAAAUCAGAAGGCAAAGGAGAAAAAGAGAUUAAGUCAAUCCCAAUCACUCCAGAUAGCAAGAAAAUCAUGAAGAUUGCUGAUUUAAGUGCCCUUGGCAUGAGCCCAAACACACCAGCUAUUAACAAAAGGAACAGCAAGGGAGAAACUCCCCUUCAUGUAGCAUGCAUUAAGGGUGAUGCUGUAAAGGUUCAGAGUUUACUGUCUGAAGGAGCCAACCCAAACACGAAAGACAAUGCUGGGUGGACUCCGUUACAUGAAGCCUGUAGUCAUGGAUUCUUGGCCAUUGCUAAGGUUUUGCUGCAGCACGGAGCAAUUGUUGAUGUUCCAGGAGGAAACAAUGAAAUUCCGCUUCAUGACGCUGUGACGCAGGGCAUGGUUGAGGUGAUUAAGCUUCUGCGCUCAUGGGGUGCAAGUGAUACAGCUAGAAAUCUACAUGGGCAGACCCCAAGGUCCUUAGCUAAUUUAUGUAAUGGAGCAGAGGAACUUCUGUGUGCUCUGGACACCCCUGUGGAUGAAUCUCUGAAGAGACCCCUUUUGCAGUUGCCUUUGCAAGAGAAGGUUAUUCUGUUGGGGUCAGGAUUGUCAUCUGUCCAGGCAAAGAACUUUGAACGUUUUUCAAAGCUACUAAGAGCAAGGAUUGUCCCAGAUUUUAGCUUUGAUGUAACCCAUGUUAUUGCUGAAUGUGUCCAGGAUCAAGCAGUGUGUCAGCGUACCCUCAAAUACAUGAUGGCAGUGGCAUCUGGCAAAUGGAUUCUCUCACACAGAUGGAUGGAAGAUUGCAUUACACAAGAGUUAGUAUUAAAUCCAGAAAAGUAUGAAGUGUCUGGAUCAAACCACAAUGCUAGCAGCAAUGCUCCUAUGCAAGCAAGAACUAACGCGGCGAAAAUGCGACCUGGAUUGUUCAAUGGUUGCCACAUGUUUCUUUGGGGGAACUUCAGAGAACCGAAUCCAAGUAAGAAGGAAGUGGAGGGCCUGAUAAAAGCUGGUGGAGGGGUAAUACUUGCCAGAGAACCAAAUCCAGAAUCAAUCCCCGAAAAAGAACAAACAGUGCCUUAUCACAGUACUCCAGAUGGCCCCCUAGCUACCUGUUCUCAUUAUAUUAUCUACCAGGAAGGCAGCGUGGAACCCCAGCUGAAGUAUGAUAUGACACACAUCAAGUCCCUCCCUCUGUCAUGGCUCAUUGACUGUGUUGACCACUUCCUGCUGGUGCCACCUUAUAAGUAAUUUAUCUCCUUCACUUCUUCUCCUCCCCCUCCCCCUCCACUCCCCUCCCCCUCCCUCCCUUCCCCCCUCCCCCUCCUCUAUCAUGUUCAUUAGUGCCAAAAAAUGUUUGGCCAUCAGUGAUUAUUUCCUUGUAACCUUUCUGGACACGAUAUCAAAUAUGAAAUCAGAUCCUUGUAAAAUCAUUUUAUCAUCUGUUAAUUCAUGAUUUUGAUAUGGUUCCAGAUAUAGUAGAUACAGAUAAGUGUAGCUAAACAUUGUAGAAAGAUUUUUAUCAUUUAUCUUAAAAGAGGAAUAGCAACUUUGAAUUAAGAAAAAUGCAUUUUAUUUCUUAUUCAAACUACUUUUACACUGGCUUGUGUAUUGUUUUUUUCUACUUUAUCUUCCACUAUUGUAUAUAAAAAUAUAUUUUUAAAAUGUAUAAACUCAGAUAUAUGCAUAAAAUGUAUAAAUAUCUUUUUUGUUGUUUAGAGAUUAUUAAACUCUUUCUAUACCAAAAUAUAUCUAAGGUAGAUGUACGGUGAGCGAAAUCAUGUGAGCUUAAUAUUUUCCUCAUUCAAGACAUUUUUAGACUAUUUACUACCUUGGCAAAUAGUCUUGGUCACUAGAAUGUGGCUAUAUGGAAACUACUUGAUAAACUAUAUGUAAAUUAAUAUUAAACUUGCCUCUUAGUAUUAUUAUUGCACUUAAGAUCCAUCAGUAUUUAAUAGGAAAUGAAGUUUGCUGGAAAUUUGUACAAUAUUUUUAAGUAUUAAAUUACAUUAUGAA